UCCUCGGAGUAGGAGCGCCACGUUUCUAAGGCGCCUUGGCGACCUGUCUGUGCAGCGUGCGUCCGAACGCGCCCUUGGGAGAUGGCGGGAGGUGGAGGCUGCUCCCUGUUCUAGGCGACGCCCGGUCUCUCUUCCUUGAGCCGUGGGCGGCGGUCGUAUCUCAGGGCCGGUUUCCCGCAGUUUUCCAGAGUUAGGGGAGAAAGUCGCUGUCUCAGAUACGCGACCGGCUUGAGCGUAGCUGUCCUCACGGCGCGCUACUUUUCUUGGGGUCCUUUAAGAGCUCCCACCUCUUAGAGGUCGAGCAUACGAUGUGUGGUUGGCGACUUGUCUCCAGAUGCAGAGCGUCCUGUAUCCUUGGCACAGGCAGGUCCUGAGGUGUAGUUGGAGUAGAUUGUGCCUUCUGAAGCGAUACCUGUUUACAAUGAAGUUGCAGUCCCCAGAAUUCCAGUCCCUUUUCACAGAAGGAUUGAAGAGCCUGACAGAAUUAUUUGCCAAAGAGAAUCAUGAAUUAAGAAUAGCAGGAGGAGCAGUGAGGGAUUUACUAAAUGGGGUGAAGCCUCAAGAUGUGGAUUUCGCCACCACUGCCACCCCUACUCAGAUGAAGGAGAUGUUCCAGUCUGCUGGCAUUCGCAUGAUCAACAACAAAGGAGAGAAACAUGGGACUAUCACUGCCAGGCUUCAUGAAGAAAAUUUUGAAGUUACUACACUCCGAAUUGAUGUUACCACUGAUGGAAGACAUGCAGAGGUAGAAUUCACAACUGACUGGCAGAAAGACGCUGAACGAAGAGAUCUCACUAUAAAUUCUAUGUUUCUAGGUUUUGAUGGCACACUGUUUGAUUACUUUAAUGGUUAUGCAGAUUUAAAAAAUAAAAAGGUUCGAUUUGUUGGACAUGCAAAACAGAGAAUUCAGGAAGAUUAUCUUCGAAUUUUAAGGUAUUUCAGGUUUUAUGGCAGAAUUGUCGACAGACCUGGUGACCAUGACCAUGAAACUCUAGAAGCAAUUGCAGAAAAUGCCAAAGGUUUGGCUGGAAUAUCAGGAGAGAGGAUUUGGGUAGAACUGAAGAAAAUUCUUACUGGUGACCAUGUAAACCAUUUGAUCCACCUGAUCUAUGAUCUUGGUGUGGCUCCUCACAUAGGUUUACCUGCUAAUGCAAAUUUAGAAGAAUUUAACAAAGUCAGUAAAAAUGUUGAAGGCUUUUCACCAAAACCAAUGACUCUUUUGGCUUCUUUAUUCAAAGUACAAGAUGAUGUCACAAAAUUGGACUUGAGAUUGAAAAUUUCAAAAGAGGAGAAAAACCUGGGUUUAUUUAUAGUUAAAAACAGGAAAGACUUGGUUAAAGCAACAGAUAGUUCAGAACCAUUGAAACCAUACCAAGACUUUGUUAUAGACUCUAGGGAACCAGAUGCAACUGCCCGUGUUUGUGAGCUGCUGAAGUACCAAGGAGAGCAUGGUCUUCUCAAAGAGAUGCAGCAGUGGUCUGUCCCGCCGUUCCCUGUGAGUGGACAUGACAUCAGGAAAGUGGGUAUUUCUUCAGGGAAGGAAAUUGGGGCCCUGCUACAGCAGUUGCGUGAACAGUGGAAGAAAAGUGGUUACCAAAUGGAAAAAGAUGAACUACUAAGUUACAUAAAGAAGACCUAAAUUAUGAGCUCUGCAUCAAACAGUGGAAGUCUUGAAACUUCAUCUAAGAUUAAAUGAAGAGUCAACAAAAAAAGUAAACAGCUGUAUUACCCGGGAAACCAGCUGUGCACUGUAGAAGGCCGGCCUAUCAGAUUCAGAUUGGAUGCUUUAUACACAGUCAGUGUCUCAUGUACAUAUCCAUGAGGAUUCACAUAUGCUGCCAUUGGACCACAUAAGGAUAAACUACAAACAAAGAAAUAAUGUGGAGAAUAAGACAAUGAAAAGAAAAAUAGUAAUCCCAGUUUUUUACUUAUUUGGGAUAUAAGUUAUACUUUUUAACCUUUGAAUUUUAGAUAUUAUAUAGUACUUUGGGUAAAAUGUAAGACAAGUAUACAGGAGGUUGGCAGAUAUUCUAUUGCUUGAAAAUGUUUUUUGAUGAUUCAAAGGUAAAUAUAUCAGUGUUUACAAAGCCUAGUGAGGUCAUGUUUUCAUCUUUGGACAUUUAGUUACUUUACCUACAUAUCAGUUUCCUUACCUUCUUGAUGAAUUCUAAUGAAUUCAUCAAAGUGUUAAGUUUCACAGCAUCAGCACAUAUUCAGAGACCCAAUUUUGGUCCUGUGUAGCAGAACUAGCUGAAGUGUAAUGCUUGAAGCAUUCCUAUUAUGCUUUAAGAUAGGAUGUGUCUAAACAAAAAUUGAGGGAAAAAAGACUGAAUUACAGAUGUUUCCAGGCUGUAAGACAGCCUUCCCUGUGUUUAUCUUCUUUACUGAGUAUAUUUUUAGGCACCGGAGAAAAUAUGGAAAGUAGAACCACAGAAGGGAAUAUGGAAAUAUAUUGAAAGAUUAAAAAUGUAAUAAAGAUCUUACCUAAAUAUUU
Mus caroli (Ryukyu mouse) is the source of this 2494-nucleotide messenger RNA. RefSeq names its product tRNA nucleotidyl transferase 1 (gene Trnt1). Gene Ontology annotation, molecular function: nucleotidyltransferase activity; tRNA binding. NCBI's taxonomy places the organism in Eukaryota, Metazoa, Chordata, Mammalia, Rodentia, Muridae. Gene Ontology annotation, biological process: mitochondrial tRNA 3'-end processing; tRNA 3'-terminal CCA addition. The record is from RefSeq and is a predicted model, not a curated record. Gene Ontology annotation, cellular component: mitochondrion.